Molecule: messenger RNA, 1104 nt
Organism: Fonsecaea erecta
Lineage: Eukaryota; Fungi; Ascomycota; Eurotiomycetes; Chaetothyriales; Herpotrichiellaceae
Exons: 1
Coding region: 1-1104 (367 amino acids)
Biological process (GO): regulation of cyclin-dependent protein serine/threonine kinase activity
Cellular component (GO): cyclin-dependent protein kinase holoenzyme complex; nucleus
Molecular function (GO): protein kinase binding; cyclin-dependent protein serine/threonine kinase regulator activity
Source: RefSeq, a predicted model, not a curated record
AUGGGUGGCUCAGAGAACCAAGGGGAGCAGAAAGAGGAGGCUGCGGUUACCACGGUGUCGUCGUCGUCAUCGUCGUCAACGUCGCUGCCCAGACUACCGGCCCCUCCGGAGCCCGAGAACGACAAAGGGAUCAUCCCCUCGAUCAAGAGCCCGUCGUUGGAAGGACUGGACGAUCUCACGGCGGAGAAUGUGGACAUCUUCAAGCUGGAACCUGUCGCGGCGCUGAAAUUGCUGUGUCGCAGUAUCGACGCCCUCGUGCAGAUGACCGGCGACGUGCCUCCCACCCCCCCAGCGCGGAGUCGAGGAGGGUCCCCUGCUCGCAGUCUCUCGAGGCUCCGUGAGUCCAUGACACCCGAUAGUGCCGCGCAGACGCCUAAGAAGGAAAACGCCAAGCUACGACCACCGGGGUCGGCCUCGCAUCAUCAGGAACACAUCGACGGAGUGCUGUUUGUGAAGACACCCAUAGGCUCCCCGGAGGCGCACGAGCACGAGCCCACAGCGGCGGCUCAUAUCAUCGGGGCCAAUGCCCAGCCGCUGUACGUCCAGCACGGGGCACUUGCGCGCAAGUUCUACUCGAAACGGCCGCCUCCUAUCUCCACCGAGGACUAUCUGAUGCGCAUGCACAAAUACUGUCCCAUGUCGACGGCGGUGUAUUUGGCCGCCUCCUUCUACAUCACUCGCCUGGCCAUCUACGAGAAGAUCUUGCCGGUUACGCCCCGAAACGUGCACCGUCUGCUGCUGGCCACGCUGCGAGUCGCCAUGAAGGCACUUGAAGACCUGUCCUGGCCCCACGCCCGCUUUAGCAAAGUGGGUGGCGUGUCCGAGGGCGAAUUGGGUCGGCUGGAGAUCACGUUCUGCUACCUGAUCGACUUCAGCUUGAAAGUGGACGCCGAGAUGCUGCAGCGCGAGGCUGAGAGUCUGUGCCGCCACAACCGGUACGAGGCCGUCUUGGUUGAGUAUCCCCUCAGCCCGCUCGAACUGCAGAUGCCGGAAAACGGGGACCGCAAAUCACGAGGGGCCGAGAAGAGAAAGGCCAGCAGUACCUUGCCCAGCAGGCCGGUCGUCCAAGUCGGGACGGGCAUUGAAGUGUUAGGCCAGUCUUGA